AUGGGCGGCUGUCUGAGCAGUAAGAGGGUUUUUCUUCCAGGCCGGAGGAAGCCGAGGUCGAGGUCGGAGGAGGAGGAUCCCGCUGUUCAGAGCGAGCGCAACGGGACCGCCGUCGCCCCUCUGCCGGCUCCGCCGCUGCCGCCGGAGGAGGAGGCAGUGGUGAAGGAGGUCCUGACGGAGACCCCCAACCCCUCCGCCGCCGUGGCCGUAGUGGCCGCCGCCUGCAGAAGAGCGGCAGCGGAUGGAGCCGCGCUUAAGCUUAAGUCGCCGGAGAAGGACGUGGUGGCUCCCGCCGCCGUCAAGGGCGGCGCCGACGCCAUGUCCGGGGAGGAGACCUCGGAGAUGUGCAGCGUCAGUGAGAGCUUCUCCGUCUCGACCACACUGACGGAGAAGACGGAGGACGCGAGAGAGGACACGGCCACUUCCCGGAGGGGAAAGAGGCCACCCCCUGAAUGGUCUCCGCCCGGCAAAAGCUGUCACCCGCGGAGGCGCUUCCCUUCAGGAGAGUUCGCCGCCGGCGCCGGCGGAGGCAGAGCCAGGUCCUCGCGGCUACGAACCAGGAGAUCAGAGGAUAUGUCCUCGCUCGCCAGAGACGCGUCUAGGGCUCGCCUUCAGCUGGCCGGGAAUGGCAGAGCUCCGGCGGCCGGAAUGGGGAGGAAUCAGGAUGAUUGGCGUGAGAGGAGAUCCGCUUCCCCGGCGGGGAAACGGUUGGCGGAUCUUCGCGCCGCCGGCGGCGAAGGCGGGAUGAGCAGGAGCUCGUCGGCGCGGAGGGUGGAGCGGGCGGCGUCACCGCACCGAGCUUUCGGACCGUCGCCGGAAGCCAACAACAAGAUGAGAGGAGCAGGAGCAGGGGCGGCGGGUGCGGAGAGAGGAGGAGAAGGAGAGGUGGAGGAGCGGAGGACGGCGGCGGCGGGCGGGGAGUCGCUGGAGAAUCCCCUGGUGUCCCUGGAAUGCUUCAUUUUUCUCUAG
Molecule: messenger RNA, 969 nt
Organism: Spirodela intermedia
Lineage: Eukaryota; Viridiplantae; Streptophyta; Magnoliopsida; Alismatales; Araceae
Source: the annotation of a GenBank genome assembly